Molecule: messenger RNA, 5087 nt
Organism: Glycine soja
Lineage: Eukaryota; Viridiplantae; Streptophyta; Magnoliopsida; Fabales; Fabaceae
Product: ABC transporter C family member 10-like
Exons: 12
Coding region: 316-4842 (1508 amino acids)
Biological process (GO): transmembrane transport
Cellular component (GO): vacuolar membrane; plant-type vacuole
Molecular function (GO): ATP hydrolysis activity; ATP binding; ABC-type transporter activity
Source: RefSeq, a predicted model, not a curated record
UUCAUUCUUUAACCCAUCACUAACUUACCUUCUCUUUUUCUUCACUUGCUGUCUUUCGUUUUCUCGUUCAUCCAGGAACCCUUUACAAUCCCCUUAAUUACGAAACAAUUAAACAUCAUCUACGUACGUUGUUUUCGCGAAACAGUACUUUCACAAUACUGAAAAACAACAUAAGAACAAGUUGUUUCUAAGAGGCAAAAGCAAGGACGCGUUGAAAUGGCAAAUACGUUUGCGUAUCGCUUUUAGCCACCGAUCAUUUCUGGCUUCGCUGUUCGCACAAUAUAGAGUUUGAGCAGCAAAGAGAAGUAAAGGAAAAUGGCGGGUUUUUGGAGCGUGUUUUGUGGGGAAUCUGGUUGUUCAGAGGCUGGAAGAAUGCCUUGCAGCUAUGAUUUUAGGCUUCUCAUUGAUCCUUCCACUUGUGUCAACCAUUUGUUGAAUUCUUGCUUUGAUGUGUUGCUGCUUAUCAUGCUUGCAUGCAUUAUGAUCCAGAAAUCAUCAUUAAAACCAUCUCGUGGUCUAACACAGGUGCAAAGAUAUUCAUAUUUUCAGCUAGUUUCUGCCAUAGCCAACGGUGCUCUUGGGUUGACACUUUUGUGCUUUGGCAUUUGGGUUUUAGAAGAAAAGUUGAGGAAAAACCAAACUGCGUUGCCUCUUAAUUGGUGGUUGCUAGAAAUCUUUCAUGGAUUAACAUGGUUGUUAGUGAGUUUAACAAUAACUCUUAAGUUGAAACAACUUCCAAAAGCAUGGUCAAGGCCUUUUUCUGUUCUAAUCUUCUUGGUUUCUGAUUUUUUCUGUGCUUCAUCAGUGUUUUAUGCAAUUAGUAGCAGAGAACUAUCCCUUAAGAUCUCUUCAGAUAUUCUAUCUUUUCUUGGGGCGAUAUUAUUGUUAUUAUGCACGUAUAAGGAAUCCAAGCAUAGGGACACUGACAGUGAAAUUGAUGAAAAUCUUUAUGCCCCCUUAAAUGGUGAGUCCAACAAAAAUGAUUCUAUUAGAUAUGUAACCCCAUUUGCCAAAACUGGAUUCUUUGGCAGAAUGACAUUUUGGUGGUUGAAUCCAUUGAUGAAAAUGGGCAAAGAGAAAACACUUCAUGAUGAAGACAUUCCGCGGUUGCGGGAGGAGGAUCGAGCAGAAAGUUGUUAUUUGCUGUUUCUGGAUCAAUUGAACCGACAGAAACUGAACGAUCAAUCCUGGCAGCCAUCAGUUUUGAGGACAAUAAUUUUAUGCCAUUGGAAAGAAAUUUUAAUAUCAGGAUUCUUUGCAUUGCUAAAGGUAGUUGCUCUGUCUUCAGGACCUCUUCUUCUGAAUUCUUUUAUAUUGGUUGCUGAGGGUAACGAGAGUUUCAAAUAUGAAGGUUUUGUGUUGGCCAUAUCACUUUUCUUUACAAAAAACAUAGAAUCCUUAUCACAAAGGCAAUGGUACUUCCGCUGCCGACUCAUUGGUCUGAAAGUUAGGUCGUUGCUAACUGCAGCCAUUUAUAGAAAACAAUUGAGGUUAUCCAAUUCUGCUAGAUUGAUGCACUCUAGUGGUGAGAUAAUGAAUUAUGUGACUGUGGAUGCUUAUAGAAUUGGUGAAUUUCCCUAUUGGUUUCACCAGACUUGGACAACAAGCUUUCAGCUAUGUAUCUCAUUAGUAAUACUUUUUCGUGCUGUUGGAUGGGCAACAAUUGCCUCCUUGGUGGUGAUAGUAAUCACUGUGCUUUGCAAUACUCCACUCGCAAAGUUACAGCACAAGUUUCAAAGCAAACUUAUGGUGACACAAGAUGAUAGAUUGAAGGCUUGUUCUGAGGCUCUUGUGAAUAUGAAGGUGUUGAAGUUGUAUGCGUGGGAAACCAAUUUUAGAAGUUCUAUAGAGAGAUUAAGGAAUGAGGAGCUCAAAUGGUUGUCUGCAGUGCAAUUAAGAAAGGCAUACAACACCUUUCUCUUUUGGUCCUCUCCUGUGUUGGUCUCUGCUGCUUCCUUUGGGGCAUGUUACUUUCUUAAUGUUCCAUUGCAUGCAAAUAAUGUUUUCACUUUUGUUGCAACUUUGCGCCUUGUUCAAGAUCCAAUCAGAACCAUCCCUGAUGUUAUUGGGGUGGUCAUUCAGGCAAAAGUCGCGUUUGCUCGGAUUGUCAAAUUCCUGGAGGCACCUGAACUUCAGAGUGUAAAUAUCACACAAAGGUGUCUCAAUGAGAAUAAGAGGGGUUCAAUUUUAAUCAAGUCUGCUGACUUUUCAUGGGAAGAUAAUGUAUCAAAGCCAACACUGAGAAACAUAAAUUUGGAGGUUAGACCAGGGCAAAAGGUGGCUAUCUGUGGAGAGGUUGGCUCAGGCAAAUCAACUCUCUUAGCAGCAAUUCUCAGAGAAGUUCUUAAUACUCAGGGGACAACUGAGGUUUAUGGGAAGUUUGCCUAUGUUUCUCAAACAGCAUGGAUACAGACAGGUACAAUAAAGGAGAAUAUAUUGUUUGGAGCAGCUAUGGAUGCUGAAAAAUAUCAAGAAACACUUCACAGGUCUUCACUAUUGAAGGACCUUGAGUUGUUUCCGCAUGGUGAUCUCACUGAAAUAGGGGAGAGAGGAGUCAAUCUGAGUGGAGGUCAGAAGCAGCGAAUUCAACUUGCACGUGCACUAUAUCAGAAUGCUGAUAUAUAUCUCUUGGAUGAUCCAUUCAGUGCUGUUGAUGCACAUACUGCAACAAAUUUGUUUAAUGUAAGGAAAAGUUCUUUUCUUCAGGUACUACAUUCAUAUCUUGGUGUUAUUAUAUUUUUACUUAUAGAUGGCUUUUCAACUGGACAGGAAUACAUAAUGGAAGGACUUGCAGGGAAAACAGUCUUGCUCGUUACUCAUCAAGUUGACUUCCUUCCAGCAUUUGAUUCUGUUUUGUUGAUGUCAGAUGGGGAAAUCAUAGAAGCUGCUCCGUAUUACCAUUUGUUGAGCUCAAGCCAAGAAUUUCAGGACCUUGUGAAUGCCCACAAAGAGACUGCUGGUUCUGACCGACUUGUGGAAGUUACUUCUCCGCAGAAACAAUCAAAUAGUGCUAGAGAAAUUAGAAAAACAUCUACGGAGCAGCAUUAUGAAGCAUCAAAAGGUGAUCAAUUGAUUAAGCAAGAAGAGAGAGAGAAAGGAGACCAAGGGUUCAAACCGUAUAUACAGUAUCUGAAUCAGAACAAAGGAUAUAUAUACUUCUCUGUGGCUGCUCUUUCUCACCUAACAUUUGUGGUUGGCCAAAUAUUGCAAAACUCAUGGAUGGCCGCUAGUGUUGACAAUCCUCAAGUCAGCACUUUGCAAUUGAUUCUUGUUUACUUGCUGAUUGGAGUUAUUUCAACACUAUUCUUGUUGAUGAGAAGUCUUUUUGUAGUUGCUUUGGGCCUUCAAUCAUCAAAGUCUUUGUUUUCACAGUUACUGAACUCCCUUUUUCGUGCCCCCAUGUCAUUUUAUGACUCCACUCCUUUAGGAAGGAUACUUAGUAGGGUCUCCUCAGAUCUCAGCAUUGUGGACCUUGAUGUCCCAUUUGGCUUUGUUUUUGCUGUGGGAGCCACUAUGAAUUGCUAUGCUAAUCUAACCGUUUUAGCUGUUGUUACUUGGCAAGUCUUGUUUGUCUCCAUACCAAUGAUUUAUUUUGCAAUCAGCCUGCAGAGAUAUUACUUUGCCUCUGCAAAAGAACUGAUGCGGCUGAAUGGCACCACAAAAUCCUUUGUUGCUAACCAUCUUGCUGAAUCUGUUGCUGGAGCUGUGACAAUAAGGGCUUUUGAGGAGGAAGAUCGUUUUUUUGAGAAAAAUCUUGAUCUGAUUGAUGUCAAUGCGAGUCCUUACUUCCAAAGUUUUGCAGCAAAUGAGUGGUUGAUUCAACGAUUAGAAACAGUCAGUGCUGUUGUUCUUGCAUCUGCGGCACUAUGCAUGGUUGUACUUCCACCUGGAACUUUCUCCUCUGGAUUUAUUGGCAUGGCUCUCUCUUAUGGCCUUUCACUUAACAUGUCCUUAGUAUUUUCAAUUCAAAAUCAAUGCAACAUAGCCAAUUAUAUAAUAUCAGUGGAGAGGCUAAAUCAGUACAUGCAUAUACCAAGUGAGGCUCCAGAAGUAAUAGCAGGAAAUCGUCCUCCUGCGAAUUGGCCAGUUGCUGGUAGAGUACAAAUAAACGAAUUGCAGAUACGUUAUAGGCCUGAUGCGCCACUAGUACUUCGUGGAAUCACAUGCACAUUUGAAGGAGGCCACAAGAUUGGUAUUGUUGGCAGAACAGGCAGUGGAAAGUCUACUCUUAUAGGCGCCUUAUUCCGUCUAGUAGAGCCAGCAGGUGGAAAAAUCAUUGUUGAUGGCAUUGACAUUUGCUCCAUUGGUCUCCAUGAUUUGAGGUCCCGUUUUGGUAUUAUACCUCAGGAUCCUACUCUUUUUAAUGGGACAGUCAGAUACAAUUUGGACCCAUUAUCACAACACUCUGAUCAAGAGAUAUGGGAGGCUCUUGGGAAGUGUCAGUUGCAAGAGACUGUCCAGGAGAAAGAGGAGGGAUUAGACUCUUCAGUUGUUGAAGCUGGAGCAAACUGGAGCAUGGGACAACGACAGUUAUUCUGUUUGGGGCGUGCUCUUCUAAGGCGAAGUAGGAUAUUGGUGCUUGAUGAAGCAACUGCAUCAAUUGAUAAUGCAACUGAUUUGAUUUUGCAGAAAACCAUUAGGACCGAGUUUUCAGAUUGUACAGUGAUCACAGUAGCUCACAGGAUACCAACUGUGAUGGAUUGCACUAAGGUUCUUGCCAUCAGUGAUGGGAAACUUGUGGAGUAUGAUGAGCCGAUGAACUUGAUAAAGAGAGAAGGAUCACUGUUUGGGAAGCUUGUUAAGGAAUACUGGUCUCAUUUUCAGUCUGCAGAAUCUCAUUGAGGCUGAACAUGGCUCUCAUAUCUUUUUCUCUGGAUUAAUAAGAAGCCAAGAAAGUGUACAUAGUAGGAUGUAAAGUGUAUUAUAUUUGGAAAACCCUGAGGCUUGAGAAGUGAGAAGUGGGAAGUAAGAAGAAAAUGGUGCAAUGGUAUUCUAAUGUACCAUUUUCUAGAAUGACUUUGAUCUGUUUUACAGUGGAAAGCUCCAUUAUUAUCAAUCGUUGCUUAUAAUUUCACAUUUUUUAGCAA